AUGGGCACGGCAUGGCAAUUUAUACUGGACGAUCAGGAAGUGGCUAGAAACUUUUGGAUUGAGGUUUGUAAAGAAACAUGCGAAAAUGGUCGAAAAUAUUUAUAAAACGGAAUUUUAUUGAGCGCUUAUCAGUAAUAUUGUUUAUACUGUGCAAAAUCGAGGAAAUUAGAUAAUUAAAUAUCUUAGAACUCUCCGUGUGAGAACUUGAAAGAAGAAAUCAGUCGGACAACAACACUUUUCUUUGAAAUCGAGACGGUCAAAACUGGCGCCACUUUCACUCUCUUCUGUAUUUUACCACCUUCUCUAGAAAUAUUAUUCUACGUUAUUGAUUCAUUCAGGUAAUUUUUUUAUAAUCGAUACAGGUCGUUUUUUUGAUAUAUUUUUGGAGGAAAUUGAAAUGAGGUUUUAGGUACGUAUGCAAACUUAUAAUGCUUUUUCUUUGUAAACCGGAAAAUUUACUCAACUUGAAAAACUUUUUUUAUUUUUCUUUUUUUAAGAGAAAAAGUAAGGAAUUUCAAUCCGUUUGCUAGGAUUUUUUUGUGACUUUUUUUCAAGUUGGAACUAGGGUUUUGGUAGUUUCCAAGUAUAUUUUUCUGCUUAAAAGAAUUUUUAUGGUAUUUUUUUAAAUCUUAAACCUGAUUUUUUUGAAUGUUAUAUGGCUUAUGGAACAAGAAUGAAAUUUAUAAAAGUCCUUUUAGAAGAGUAACAUCGUCAAUUCUCACGAUUUCUCCGCAAACCCGGCGACUCCAUUACGAUUUUUUGAAAGUUCUCUGUAUCCAGGUUCGGGAUUUCUAGCGAUUAUUUUGAGAUAAAUAUUAUAGGAAUGCGCUCCGGUGAUUAUAUCUUACCCAUUAUCUCUUUGUUAUUUGAUAUUCAGCUCAAUUUACGGGAUUAUUUCAAUCGGUGAAGGAGUUUUUUUAAAAAAAUUAAAACAAGUUUUUUUCAGAUUUGAAUAA
Caenorhabditis auriculariae is the source of this 956-nucleotide messenger RNA. The record is from the annotation of a GenBank genome assembly. Lineage: Eukaryota; Metazoa; Nematoda; Chromadorea; Rhabditida; Rhabditidae.